CGGAACAUCCAGCACAGGUGAACGUGUCUCGAUUUGCCCACGAUCCCAGAAGCCAUCGCCACCACAUUUGGCCUGCAAGAUCUCGCACGUCGCCUGAUUCUGAACACGAAGAACAUCCCGACUACAUCAAAUAUUCCCAAUUUCCUGGGCCUCAGAAAUACCAUUCUCGCACAUGGCAGAAGCCGAGAACAGAUCAGUAUUGUCCGACUAAACGGUUUCGUGAGAAGUACGUUCUUCCUAGGCAGUCAAAAUGCAACCAGUCCUCGAGUCGCACGUAUUAUGGUGAGUCUGGAGUUCCUGAUUGUAAAUCAUAAGAAUGGUGCCUAAUCGCCUUUAUCCAUAUACAAUGCAGAUGCGGCCAGAUUAUGAAGCCGUUGGAUUUCCUAUCCCUUAUAGGCCUCCAGCCCAAUUUGUUGUUCCACCCGUCAGGGGUUAUGUGUUGGCUCCCGCGGUCCAACCUGGUUUAUACCCUCAUCCCUACCUGCCUACACAAGCUAUGAUCCCUUUCGGCGCACCCCUCCCGAUAAUGCACCAAUAGGUACUUACGAGAUUUCCAACAACUACGCAUUUGCUGUUCGCCAAGAACAAUACUAAUUAGUGCGCCUGUUCUUCAUUUGCUAUUUGAGGUCAUGUCCGUCGUCAUUAAAUCUGAUGGCGAAGCCAGGAAAGGAGGAUUCAGC
Messenger RNA from Cantharellus anzutake, 680 nucleotides. RefSeq lists its product as uncharacterized. The record is from RefSeq and is a predicted model, not a curated record. NCBI's taxonomy places the organism in Eukaryota, Fungi, Basidiomycota, Agaricomycetes, Cantharellales, Hydnaceae. Bases 317 to 538 code for a protein of 73 amino acids. The transcript is spliced from 4 exons.